Messenger RNA from Aspergillus puulaauensis, 759 nucleotides. Its product is annotated as peroxidase family protein. The record is from RefSeq and is a predicted model, not a curated record. Bases 1 to 759 code for a protein of 252 amino acids. Gene Ontology annotation, molecular function: peroxidase activity. The transcript is spliced from 3 exons. Lineage: Eukaryota; Fungi; Ascomycota; Eurotiomycetes; Eurotiales; Aspergillaceae.
AUGAAGCUCGCAUUCAUUCUCGAAACAGCCUUCUUCGGCCUUGCUGCCGCAUCCUGUCCCUUUGGGCAUGGAAACCACAAGUACCAGAAAGCUCGACCAGAAGACAGCCGCUCUCCCUGUCCCGGUCUAAACGUUUUAGCAAACCACGGCUGGCUCCCCCGCUCAGGCAAAAACAUCGACCUCGCAACAGUCCGCAGCGCAGUCGCAGGCGCCUACAACUACGCCCCGACAACAUUCGACGAAGCCUUCCAGAUGGCGCUGGACGUCAACCUCUCAACAACCGGAAACAGCUCAACAUUCCACCUGGCCGAUCUGCGCAAGCACAACGCAGCAGAGUUCGACGGGUCCCUGUCUCGCAACGACGCCUACUUCGGGGAUAAUCUCCACUUCAGCCCGGCCGUCUGGGAGACUGUCGCUGAACGGCUGAAUCUGUAUGACGCGGGCGAUUGCGAGAAGGAUAAAUACGUCACAGUCGAGACAGCAGCCAGAGCCCGUGCUGCACGCGUUGAAGAUGCGAUGCGCGCAAACCCGGACUUCACCAACUCCAAGCUUGCGAUGGAGGGAAGUCCCGGGACGACUUCGCUGUAUUUGACUACGCUGUGGGAUUAUGAGGCGGAUGGCGCGCCUAAGGCGUGGGUUAGGGCUUUCUUUGAGGACGAGCGCAUUCCGUAUAUUGAAGGGUACCGCAGACCUAAUACGCCGAGGAAUUUUACCCACAUUGGGGAUAUGAAUUCUAGGGUUCUGGCUGUUGAUGGUUAA